UAUGCGAGUCCCACUCCCACCCACAUGCACUCUGAGCUCCUACAAAUACAUCCGAGCUCCUCAGUUUCAUUUAGGCUUAUCGAUCAUCGAUUGCCUCUUCUCAAACUACCCCAUCAAUAUAUCGCACCCUUGCUCAUUCAAACAAAAGAAGUAUUGUUCCUUUCACUUGUGAAGAUGUCUAGCGUAGCUUGUGAAAGGAACUUACCGCUAAAAAUUGAAGAGGAGAAGCAAGGGAUAGUCUCCGUGCUUGGAUCCUACUCUCAGGUACCGAAACCACCUGCUUCUGCUGCUGCCUCCUUUCGGAGAACUCUUUCUGCAGACAUGUCUUCGAAGAAAUGGUUAGCUGAAAAUGGCUUCAACAAACCUCCGGCAAUGAAAAGGAACUCCUCCUCUGCACAGCUUUCGUUUAUUUCAGCUAUUGAUCAUCGGUCUUCUUCAUCUGAGGAAGAAGAGGAAGAACUUGAUUGUAAAAAAUAUGAAAGAAUUCCUAAACAAGAUUUGUGGAGUUCUAUUGUAUCACAGAAAAAGACGGAGGAGCUCCCACCUCCUUAUGUUCAUCAUCUUCUGAAGAAAUCUUCGAGCUCCCUGUCUUUGGAAAGUCUUGAGAUAUGCACUGAAGGUCUUGGAUCAGAAACCGGCUCUGACAAGGUCACCUUAGACACUGGCUCUGACAAGGCUGAAGAAUCAUUAGAACCACUGGCACAGCAAGAGAGUGAAAUAUCACAGAACUCAUACCUGGAAGAAACAACAGAAGUUGUCAAGUACAAUUAUCCAGCAAUUUCUAACAAGAAGCUGCAGCCUAAAUCUUUCCCACCUCCCAUCCCUUCACUUGCAGGUGGUACUGAGGGAGCAUCUGUUCAGAUGCAUUCUCAGCGUCAGAAUGGUCGAUUGGUCCUUAAAGCUGUUUCAAGUCCUUCAACCAAGAAACUCAAAUCACACCGCCAAGAUGGCCGCCUUCUCCUCACAUUUAUUCAGCCUCCUAAAGGUCAACAGCAUGUUCAACAACCUGACAGUGAAAAAGCAGUCUUAUUUGAUGAAGAGGAGUACAUGAUAGAAGACAACCUUCAGAAGCUGUUGAACUCGCAGGAUGCAGAUGAUAUCAAGGGACAUGAUUACGAAAUAACUAAUGAUAAUGAAGAAGGAAUUAAUGAAUUACGGGACAAUGUCACUAAACAAGAAGUUCCUAAACUUGCAAGGGGGGUGAUAAACAUUCACAGGUCAGCUUUGAUGAUGAAGAAAAUGAUGGGAAUGGAAAACCAGAACCCAACAUGGUCUCAAAAAUUCCACAAUGCAGCAGUCGAAACUGAAACAGAGAAUGAAGAAGAAAAAGGCACAAAAUUACCACAAUCUCUCCCACCACUACCUCGCACAACAAGGUCCAUGCCUACCACACCACCACCGGCAGCCUCCUUCAAUGCUUACGAGUAUUUCUGGAGGAUCAAACCUGCAGCUUCAGGCCUCAAGAACCCCUAUACCCAUUGUUCAACCCUAAAAAAGAACACUUUCAACAACACUCCUGCUCCCAGUAAGCCAAAACCAUACGAGCAACAAGAAUUGCCUGCAUUGAGGACCUGUAGGAAAGCAAGGAGGUCUCUUCUAAGCUGGGAUGGAUAUUGCAUCGCGACAACCUAAACUAACUGUUGAUCCCAUCUAUUUUUACUAUUCGAUCCCUACCCAAUAUAGCCACCUUCACUAGUAAAGUAAAAAGACGAAGGUUGUGAAGCUUAAAUAAAUAUCCAAUGAUCAAGGAUAUGUACUACAAUUCUGCUCAGAACGUUCAAGAAACUAAUAGAGUUACCCAGUCUAUAAUAACAGUAAUUUUUCAUGGUUAACAAAGAGAAAUCUUCACGCCA
Messenger RNA from Daucus carota subsp. sativus, 1853 nucleotides. RefSeq names its product protein FAF-like, chloroplastic. Lineage: Eukaryota; Viridiplantae; Streptophyta; Magnoliopsida; Apiales; Apiaceae. Bases 25 to 1632 code for a protein of 535 amino acids. The transcript is spliced from 2 exons. The record is from RefSeq and is a predicted model, not a curated record.